Molecule: messenger RNA, 1632 nt
Organism: Strongylocentrotus purpuratus (purple sea urchin)
Lineage: Eukaryota; Metazoa; Echinodermata; Echinoidea; Camarodonta; Strongylocentrotidae
Gene: med10
Product: mediator of RNA polymerase II transcription subunit 10
Exons: 5
Coding region: 201-614 (137 amino acids)
Biological process (GO): positive regulation of transcription by RNA polymerase II
Cellular component (GO): chromatin; mediator complex
Molecular function (GO): transcription coregulator activity
Source: RefSeq, a predicted model, not a curated record
CAUUCAUUUGUGCUCUGCAUAAAAUCAGCGUGAAAGAGAGUCAAAUAUCUGUAUUGUGGGAGUGAUAUGUAUGAAGGGUUAGCUGGCUGGCUUGAUAUGAUCAAACACAUUUUGGAUAUCAAGCUGGACUAAUGUAAUUUCAGUAAAGGAGAGAUUUCUUCAAAAGACAGUUAAGCUGUGGUCACCAUCUAUCAACUACCAUGUCGUCAUCUCAGCCAGACAAGUUUGAACCAUUGGUUGAGAAUCUAGAGAGGUUUAUUGAAAUCACCCGGCAGCUGGGACUUGUCGUCAGUGACUUCCAGCCACAAGGACAAGCACCUCUAAACCAAAAGCUACACAUGCUGGUGAGCAGUCUUCAAGAACUAGACAAAAACAAGGAGCAAGUCCAAGAUGUACAGGUUCCAUUAGAGCUCAUCUAUGAAUAUGUUGACCAAGGCAAGAAUCCUCAGCUGUACACAAAGGACUGCAUGGAGAGAGCUGUAGCUAAGAAUGAACUGGUUAAAGGAAAGAUAGAAACAUUCAGGAGAUUCAAGAAGGCUCUUGUCACAGAGCUGGGUAAAAUGUUUCCAGAAGAGAUUGACCGUUACAAGACCGUCAGAGGUAGCGACACAUGAACGGAGCAGUUCAGCAAGAAUUCUAUUGACUUGUGAAAGGACAGUGAACCAUGCCGUGUUAAAGAACAGUGAAGUUUUUCCAUUGCCCGUUCAGGAUUACCAAAGGAGAUGGUGAGAACCGUUUCCCACGAUGAAUACAUGAAUGGAGGCAAUGUUAUAGAUGCAAUGGAUAACAUGAUGGGAUACUGAGCUUACACUGUAAGGAGUAGGGAAAUGAUGUGUUGUACACACAAUGGAAUUGUUGAUGGAACUUCUCUUCAGAUAGAUGCCAUUAACGAUGUGUGGGAAUGCAUGUUUAAUGGAAGAGUCGGUUGCCAACUUCAUACUCGGGUUUGAAAUCGGACUGGAAAUGAUUUGUGCCGAGAGUAUAAUAAAUGAGAUCUGUGCGAGUCCUUCAUUGAAGAAUUCCUGCGAAUGUUUGCCCAAAGCACAUAUAGAUGAAGAUGUUGCCUUUAUUCACCAACAGAAGUGAACUCAUGAGAUAUAACAAGUCCAUUUUAUUUCUUUUACUUGGACCAAUUACAAUGUAGAAUCGACUUUAAUUCAAUAUACAAUUUUGUAUCAGUUCUUGCCCAUAUUAGCUUUAGUCCAGUCCUCUUUCACUAUCUCUCUUUCUCUUCCUUCACUAUCUCUCUCUUUCCCUCUUUUACUUUUUCUCUUGAUAUGCAGAUGAAACCAACUGUGAUCACAUGACCCCCAAAUUUACCAUAUUUUAAUAAAUAUAGUCACAAAGUGUAAUUUGCAUGUGCAAGUCCAAACGUUUGAAUAAUUUGGUGUCCUAUAUGUGGAUUUUGGGGUCCCAGGCGCCUGUUAAGUUCUGCCAAAAGUAUCGUUUUACUUGACAUUUUUGUCUCAUCCAAGCUCUUAAAGACAUUGAAAAUUGGCAAAAUUAUCAGAUUCAAUAAAAUCUAAGACGUAGGUAAUUUAUUGGACAUAUGGCUUGAACUGUUAAUGCUGGAAGUAGAGGGAUUGUCUGAAGGUACAGACAAGGCAACAAGAUAACUAGAAUAUGGAAGAA